Molecule: messenger RNA, 2513 nt
Organism: Diachasmimorpha longicaudata
Lineage: Eukaryota; Metazoa; Arthropoda; Insecta; Hymenoptera; Braconidae
Gene: Start1
Product: steroidogenic acute regulatory protein-like
Exons: 12
Coding region: 646-2091 (481 amino acids)
Cellular component (GO): lysosomal membrane; late endosome membrane; endoplasmic reticulum-endosome membrane contact site
Molecular function (GO): lipid binding
Source: RefSeq, a predicted model, not a curated record
AUAAAUGACUCUGUCAUUUACUAUCAAUGGCCCGAUCAUUAUCAGGUCCACGAAUAAUUGUCUGCAUUCAUGAGCUCCAUCUGAGAGAACCUAACCUAUCAAAAUUUUAACCGGACCUCUAAUUAGCAGUACAAAUGAUAGGAUUCAGGUUCAUUAUGUGAAACGCAAUCACCGGUCGGCCAUCUACACACGAAUUGCGCCACCGCAAAUAAAGACUUAUUCCUAGGUGCGACGACGACUAAGUUGUCGCGCUCUAGAAACACAGAACAGAUGAUUCUGAUUGUUUGUCAUACAAAGGCUCCUAGCUAGUGUUUAUAAGCAGAAACCAAGGGAUUGUCCAGGAAAUUGACGUUUAGCACCUAAAUCCGGUAGUUGUUCAGGCUUUAUUUAUUCGAGCUGUCUGAAUAUGUGAUCAAUGGGUCGAGUUCAGUUGUAAAAAUAAUAGUGUUCUAUUAUUGACACAAUCCAGGGACUGUUCACAGUCAAUCAUCAUUUUCUUCCUUUCAUAUUUUGGUUGGAAUAUCCUGAUUGAAUAUUCCUAUGGACUUCAUCCAUAUGCAGAACUCUUUUUCAUAAUUGAGAGUUCGUCAGGAAGGUCAUAGUUCGCUUACCAAUCCUGCCAAUUCGAAAGAAAAACACGCGAAGAUGAUGAACGAGGAGGAUAGGCAGAUACGCUUGGCAGCUGAAAAUAUGUUGGGUGGUUCGGUCCAGUCGUACAGGAGUUCAUACACCCAUCGGAGUUACAGUAGUAUCAACAGGGAUUAUGUCGUCAGUGAGGAUUUGAUAGCUGGGAGUCGUCACAAUGGCAGAAUGUCCCCUGUCAGGAGAUUUUUCUGCCUACUCGUCACCUUCGAUCUACUCUUUACCUGUCUCAUGUGGCUAAUAUGCACAACAAUAGCGGGGGAGAACAUCACCACAGCAUUCGUCCAGCAGGUGCUCCACUAUCACAUACAGUCAUCGUUAUUCGACAUUGUCUUCUUGGCAGCCUGUAGAUUCAUCAUUCUUCUCCUAUUUUACGGUCUGCUGCAGAUAAGCCACUGGUGGAGUAUCGCCCUCACCACUGCCACUACCAGUGCCUUCCUGGGAGCCAAGGUCUAUCUCUUCAAUUGGAGUGGUGUCACUCAACCAGGAUUCCAAGCCCUUUUGAUAAUAACAUCGUUCGUCCUCGCUUGGGGAGAGACGUGGUUCUUCGAUAGCCGUGUUGUACCUCAAGAGACACAAGCCAGAGAAUGCAUCUUGAAUGCUGUUGACUCUGAACGGGCCCCAUUGCUGAGGCACGGAUCCGAUGGGCCUCCGAGCCGAAUGGCCGAGAGUGUUGGUAAUUUUUUUACACCCAUAGAUUCGCCGACGCACUCAGAUGACGAGGAACCAAGGGCUUUCAGGAAACGAGACGUUAGGAGUGAAGAGGAUUUUUUCAGUCAAUUUCCUCCUGAACUUUCCUUAACACCAGAGCAGAUUAAUGAAUACAAGACAACAGCCGCUCCACUAUUGGAGCGCGCGCUUCACUUGGCGAUAUCCGAUCACUGGACGAUGAUAACAACGACCCCAGAGGGGGAUGUACUAUCUUCAAUGAACUGCAGCUAUGGAAAAGUAAGGCGUAUACAGGGACUAGUCAAUGCCUCUGCCUACCAGCUCGAGAAAAUUCUCUUCGAGGAGAUUGAGGAUCUGCCAUUGUGGAACGAGCAGGUGUCGAGCGUCAAAAAAAUUCAGAGAAUCGAUCAGGACACCGAUAUUAUUUAUCAGUCAACAAAGAGCUUCGGGGGAGGCCUGGUUGGUGCUAGAGAUUUUUUCACACUUCGUCAUCGGGGCGAGUAUGAGGAUUACGUGAUCUGUGGUGGAGUGCCCGCUAAUUCCGACUUUCCCCAUCGGAAAAAUUAUAUCAGGGGAGCGAAUUGUAUAGUCGGUUGGGUAGCCCAAAAAUUACCGGAAGCUACCGACGAGAAUAGAUGUAAGUUCACGUGGAUAUUGAGCAUAGACCUGAAGGGGUGGCUGCCACAACCAGUUAUAGACAGGGCCAUUAACGCCACAAUGACGAAUUUCAUGAGUGCGUUGAGAACUCGUGUGGAAGAAUUGUCCUCCACAUUCUGUUGAUCUCCAGAUCCACCCUAGGAGUGACAGGGUGAAUACUCGAUUGUCUCUUUUAUUUUGUGAUUCUCCUGUAUUAGAUUCCAUGUCCAGUAAAGCUCUGAGGCUUCCGCCCUGGAUCAGGGAAGUGGCAAAUGUUUUAUGUUCCAUGAAAAGAUCAUGAAAAAUAUGAGUGAAUUCUAGGUAAGAGCGACUCGUAGAAUAGUCAACGCGAAUUUAUACGUAAGAAACCGAAUGUCUGGGUGAGACUGUGCAGUGUCCAUUUACUGGAUCAUAUGGUUCCGGAUGCCUGUGCACUGCGAAUCCAUUACGACUCUCUUUAUACACGAUUUUAUUGCAUAAAGUGCUGUUGUGCAUUUUUUUCCAUGGAAACUACUAUUUGUGAUUUAUUUCCAGUGUACAAAAAUAAAUUUGAAAUAUUUAUAUAA